AUGCAAGUGACACCUGGAACUGCCGCUGCAGCAGCUGGCAACUCGGCUGCUGCUUCUGCUUCUGCUGCUUCUGCUGCUUCUGCUGCUGCUGCUGUGGUAGACGCGGCUGCUGGCGGUUCAGCUGGUGCUGAUGGCGCUGUUGCUGCAGCAGUGUCGCUCCCCCCAGGAGCAGGUAAUCGUGGCCGCGCGCUCCACGGUGUGACCUCCCCCAGUAGCAGCCCGUUCAGCACUGACGACCGCGCUGGACGCUCCGAACCCCGGGGUGCAAGCACCGGUGGUGAAGGCAGGAGGAGAGAGGCGACGUGGGAGGAAGCGGGGAGCUGGCGCGGGGAGGGAGGAGGCACGGGAAGAGGAAGGGGAGGGAGGGAGCAGGGCGGCGGGGAAGCAGGAGGAGGCAGAGGUGGGAGGGAAGGAUCGGGAGUCGGCGCGUGGGGUGCGGGUGCUGCUGGUGUUGGUAGUGGGGGAGUCGGGGUGGGUGGAGGGGAAGAGGGAGAGGGGAUGAGAGGUGAAGGGCGGUGGUGGUGGCAAGGAGAAGGGGGAGGAGAGCAGGAGCCCGGAGCUGGUAAGGAGGAGGAGGAGGAAAAGCAGGAGGAGGAGGCGGAGCAGAAGGAAGAAGAGGAGGCGACUGCCUCCCUUUCCUCCCUAGCUUCCUUCGCCUCCCUCGGGCCCCUCGCCUCCCUCGCACCCCUCGCUGCCCUCACCAGCCGUCCUCCCGUGUUCAAUGCAGGGCAACAGCCCUCGCGCUUGCUGGAGCACCUUCAAUCCGUCCUGCAGUCGUCGCACGGCAUAGGGGCCGCGCUCAGGGCGGCUCUUGGCCACAGCAGCAGGCUCGUAGGCAGUGACGCGGCACCAGGGGCGGCGGGUGCAGCAGUGGCGGCAGGUGGAGCAGCGGCGGCACCUGCUGCUAAAACAGAAGAUUCAAUUGCGUGGGAUGGUGGCGCAAGGGCGAGAGGAUUGUGGGGGGAUGAGAUGAGGGGAGCGGUGAGGGGAGAGGUGAGGGGAGAGGUAGGAGGAGAGGUGAGGGGGGACAUGGGGGUGGAGGUGCGGGGUCAGGGGAGGGGAGAGGCGUGGGGAGCGGUGAGUGAGGGAGAAGUUGCAGGGGAUUUGCUGGGCAGAGGCGUUGUUUCUGGGGAAGCAGGGGAUGCAGGGGGUGCAGGGGAUGCAGGGGGUGCAGGGGAUGCAGGGGAUGCAGGGGGUGCAGGGGAUGCAGGGGGUGCAGGGGGUGCAGGGGGUGCAGGGGGUGCAGGGGAUGCAGGGGGUGCAGGGGAAGCAGGGGGUGCAGGGGAUGCAGGGGGUGCAGGGGAAGCAGGGGAUGCAGGGGGUGCAGGGGAUGCAGGGGGUGCAGGGGAAGCAGGGGAUGCAGGGGAUGCAGGGGAUGCAGGGGGUGCAGGGGAUGCAGGGGGUGCAGGGGAAGCAGGGGAUGCAGGGGGUGCAGGGGAUGCAGGGGAUGCAGGGGGUGCAGGGGAUGCAGGGGAUGCAGGGGAUGCAGGGGAUGCAGGGGGUGCAGGGGAUGCAGGGGAUGCAGGGGAUGCAGGGGAUGCAGGGGAUGCAGAGGGGCGGCUGCGCGUGCAGGGGCAGCAGAAGCGCGUGGUGGUGCGCACGGAGUGUGGCGAGAACGACGUGCUGAGGGACGGCCACAAGUGGCGCAAGUACGGCCACAAGGAGAUCAAAAACUGCCCCUUUCCCAGGAGCUAUUACAAGUGCGGGUACCCGGGGUGCAGCAUGAAAAAGCACGUGCAGCGGUGCCCUUCCAACCCUGCUAUGGUGGUUACCACGUACGAGGGCGAGCAUAGCCACACCCCCGCUGACGACUCUGCUUCUGCUGCUGCUAAUGCUAAUUCUAAUGCUCACACCAGCGUUUUUGCCGCUGUUGGUGCUGGUGCCUUGGCUCCUUCAUUUCACGUCAUUGCAGACAUUUUCAGUAGUGUGGUUUCCCCUCUGACCCUCCAGCUUCGGGCUAUAAGGCAUUGGCAUUAUCCUCUGUUACGUUGCAUCUCCCUCCCACCGUCAGGCAUGACGCGAUCCGUGCUUCUAACUCCACUCGUCAUCCUUUCUCAGCUUCUCGCCGUCCUUCUGCUGCCUUCCGCUGCGAUCCCCUCCUUCCACCCACACUUUAUGAAACCGCGCGAGUCGCAACAGCUCACAAUCCGAAAAUUCCUCUCCAGCAACUCCCUGGAGGCAAAACCCGACUUUCACCCUCCAGACGGUUCCGAUUCCAGUCAAGCAGCUCCACGUCAGCAAGCUAGCGUUUCCGCGUCGCAGCCUCCCGUGUGCGGCGGACCCGGUGCUGCAGGCGAACCGUCCGCCGAUGGGAGGCCCUGCCGCAUGGCACUGUCCCAGCCUGGGAGCGGCGAAAGACCUUUGCCGACUCAGAUGAAAGUCCCGUCAUUUGCAACGGAAACAGCUAGCGACGCGAGUCGACUUCUCUUGGAUAACUCAGCUGCCGCGGGGAAGCGCGGCGCGGAACUCGGCGAAGGCAGCAGCGCCUCCGUGGCGGACGAUGCUGUCAGCGGCAGCAACGGCAUUGGCGAACUGAUCGCCCGGAUCGCUCAGAUACGAGUGGCAGCCGUAACGGACGGAAACGGUGACCUCGAAGAACCCGACGCGGCUCGGGUGAAGCCGCUGCAGACGGCAAAAGACGCGAACUUGGACGAUAUUCCGGCGCGUUCCGAUGGCACGGCGACUGCUGAUGCCGGUGGCACGACUGCGGAUGCUGGUGGCACGAAUGACGAUACUACUGAUGCAGAGCACAAUGGCAUCGCGGUGGAGUCGAAUGCUGGCGGUGAUUCGGAAGCUUCUAAAGGGGGGAAGGGCGGCGGGGGAACUGAAGGGGACUCCUUGAAGGAAGAGAUUGACGGCGCGGAGGUAACCGGCGAGGCGGGCGGAGAGUUGGCGCAAGAUGCGGGAGAGGAUGGUGAUGUGGGGAAGACGGCAGAGGGGAACGAUGAGCAAGAAGAGGUGGCGGGAGAGGGAGAUGGAGAGGUGGAUGGAGAGGGCGAGGUUGAGGGAGAGGGAGAGGGCGACGGUGAGGGCAAGGGCGAGAGCGAGGUGGGCCAAGAAUCUUCUUCGGGUGCGGUGACGGCGGCGGGGGUUGACAAGGAUAACGAGGAAACAGUUGCGACGCCAGUGGCGGGGGCGAACGACGAGGUGCAGCAGGGCGACGAGCAGGAGCAGCAGGAGAAGACGGAGAAAGAGAAGAAGGAGAAGGAGGGCCAAGGUGUGAAGCCUGCAGCGAGUAAGGGAGUGAUUGCGCCCGCCGACGACAAAGACGACAACGGGCGGCAGCCUCUCGCGGCCUCCGUGUCUGGUUCCGCUGCCACUUCGCAUAAGCCGUCGUCAGCUUCGCUCACGUCGCAGGAGUCGUCUGAGUCGUCGCUCGGUGCAGCGGACUUGGAGGUGGUGGGCGUGCCGCAGCUGACGGAGAUCAGCAGCGCUUCCGGCGACGUGCGGCUGACGCUCGACCAAUACGCCGGAUCGCGCCACGCUUCCCAUCUUCCGCCAUUCUACUCUCUUCGCCUGACAACACACACCCUCGCCUCCGCUCAUCUUCUUUCGGCCCUUCCCCGCCCAUUCCCCUCCGUGCGCGCAGUGGGCGCUGUCAGCUCCAAGUCGUUCCUGCACUACGGCUUCGCGUCGGCGCGGAUCAAGGUGCCGCCCGUGUACUCGGGGAGCGUCAUCACCACCUUCUAUCUCACGAGCAAGCUGCCUGGGCGGCACGACGAGAUCGACUUUGAGCUGAUUGGCAGCGAGAGCCCGGCCGGCAUCCGCAUCCACACCAACUACUACGCCAACGGCAGGGGCGGGCACGAGGAGCAGAUGCAGCCGUGGUUCGACGCCACGAGCGAAUUUCACACGUACAGCGUGCGCUGGUCGCCCGAGGCCAUUGUCUGGUAUGUGGACGGUCGGCCCAUCCGUGAGACGCGCUUCAACCCUCACAACCAAGCAGUUAAUGUGGUGUCACCGCUGCGCGUGUGCGCAAGCAUCUGGUCUGCCGACUGGGCUAUGCCUCCUGUACGCUCCCCGCCCCGUGCUCCCCGCCCCAUGCUCCCCGCCCCAUGCUCCCCGCCCCGUGCUCCCCAGCCUCCUCUUCCUCCUCCUCUUCUUCCGUGCCGUUCAGCCCUGCCUCGUCGAGCUGACGGCCUUACCUCCGCGUUUUCCUCUAGCAUCUUUUCAUUCGUGAUUCCGUUUCCUCUUCUGCUGCUGUUAUGCGGUUGCAUGAUGGACUGGUCGUACGGCCCGUUCACAGCCCAAUACCAGGGCUUUAACUAUUCCUCCUCCAACUACUCGCACGCCACUCAACCCAAGAGCUCGCCUUCCAAAAGCAACAGCACUGAGGAGGGGGAGAGGCUUGGGGAAGAGGGACUGAGUGCACAGGAGAGGGCGGAUAUGCAGCAGAUGCGAGCGCAGUAUUUGACAUACUCGUACGUGGACUUUUACAGGGAGCUGGCUAAGAAGGAAGCUGAGAGUGCUGCUGCUGCUCCGUCUCCCACUCCUUCUCCUUCUCCUCCUUCUUCUCCUUCACCUUCUCCUUCUCCUACUCCUCCUUCUCCUUCUCCUUCUCCUUCCCCUUCCCCUUCUGCUGACGCUGCUGCUGCUCCAAAAAGUGCUGCUGCUCCCAAGAGUGCUGCUGCUCCCAAGAGUGCCGCUGCUCCCAAGAGUGCCGCUGCUCCCAAGGGUGCCGCUGCUCCCAAGAGUGCCGCUGCUCCCAAGGCCGCUGCUCUCGAGGGUGCUGUCGCCAACAAAGGCAAGGAUGGUCUGAACCAGGGAACCUCAGUGAAGCAGGCCUGA
This is a messenger RNA of Closterium sp. Yama58-4, 4788 nucleotides long. Lineage: Eukaryota; Viridiplantae; Streptophyta; Zygnematophyceae; Desmidiales; Closteriaceae. The record is from the annotation of a GenBank genome assembly.